CCUUUCCUCCUCUAAGGCUGCUGUGAGUUGUGUUGCACAUGGCUAGCAGUGACUAGAAGAAUAGAGUGCCCUCGUCUACCUUUUGCUGUACAUGGAGAAUACCUGUGUGCAUACCUCCCAACCCGCCCGGAUUCUGUGGGAACUUCACGCACAGACUGCAUCCUCCCGCAGUCCCGCGAAGUGGUUAACUUUCCCGCACAGGAAGGAGAAGAAACGUUCUGAGGGGAGACAUGCGAGGAGAACUGACAGGCUGUGUAGUGGAGAUAUUGAGAAGGAAACAACGGCUCCAACCAUUACCAUUGACACGUUCCUACAUGUUCAGCAACUCCGAAAAAAGAAACUAAGAAACUUUUGCCACCAGUUUCCAGAAUUGAACAACAUGAAUGCAUCAGAAAAAGCGGAUCAGCUACUGUCCACCUUGGCUGUCAGCCCUAAACUGUUCAUGGUUUACUGUAAACCUUCUGAUCUGGUCAUUGAUGAUUGGGAAGAGAUGAUACGACGUAUGGAGGAAAGAGUUGACAAGACCAUACAGGGCCCUCUCGUUGAAGGUCAACCCCAGUUGUUUUCCAACAAGCUAGGAGAUUACAACACCUCCACAUUGAAGCAUGUCCUUCGAACUUUCACCAAGGUCCUCUUUGUCAGAGAUCCAUUUGAAAGGCUUGUAUCUAGAUACAUGGAUGGCCAUGCUGGAGAGAUUCCGUUUGAUGAGUUUAUCGAUGACAGGCUCAUCGAAGAGGUUGAUGAGGACAGUCUAUCUACUGAUUCCACGGUUAGCUUGUGUCACCCUUGCUUUAUCAGAUACGACUACAUAGUAACAUAUGAUUUUUUAGAAUCUGAACUUUAUCACAUUGUCCAGAGACUGGGUUUGCCAGGGAAGCUACAUUUACCACGGUCUUCCAGGGGAAAGUCUAAAUUAACCUCAAGAUGGCUGGCAGAGAACUUGUUCCAUGGACUGAGCAGACAACUGAUAAACCGACUUUCCGUAGCCUACUGGUGCGACUUGGUUGCUUUCUCUCUACAUAAUAGUUUGCUGUGGAAUGGGUCAUUUGUCACAAUCAGUUAGAUUAUUAUCAUCAUUGUUAAUGUUAUUUAUUAUUGAAAACAGUUUCAUGAUAUAUGGUGAUAAAACUGUUACAUUCUGAAGUAUUAUUUUAGGUGGAAAAAAACGAAGGAAAAACGACUGCUCUGGACUCGGAGAAACAUUGUAAAUUGAUAUGUAUUGCUUCCACCAAAGAUGUCGUAUUCACAAUGCUAUAGCCACAGCUUGCCCCUUUUACUUCCUUAGAUUCUGUGAUCUUUUUUUAAAGAAAUGUCUCUACAAAUCACUGUCAGCUUAUUAACCACUUCAGUCCCAGAAAGAUUUACCC
Messenger RNA from Rana temporaria (common frog), 1367 nucleotides. Its product is annotated as carbohydrate sulfotransferase 11-like. Bases 92 to 1063 code for a protein of 323 amino acids. Gene Ontology annotation, biological process: carbohydrate biosynthetic process. The transcript is spliced from 2 exons. Gene Ontology annotation, molecular function: sulfotransferase activity. The record is from RefSeq and is a predicted model, not a curated record. NCBI's taxonomy places the organism in Eukaryota, Metazoa, Chordata, Amphibia, Anura, Ranidae. Gene Ontology annotation, cellular component: membrane.